Lethenteron reissneri (Far Eastern brook lamprey) is the source of this 3851-nucleotide messenger RNA. Its product is annotated as netrin receptor UNC5C-like. NCBI's taxonomy places the organism in Eukaryota, Metazoa, Chordata, Hyperoartia, Petromyzontiformes, Petromyzontidae. Gene Ontology annotation, molecular function: netrin receptor activity; protein binding. Gene Ontology annotation, biological process: netrin-activated signaling pathway; axon guidance. The record is from RefSeq and is a predicted model, not a curated record. Gene Ontology annotation, cellular component: membrane.
GAAAUCUCCGCUCGGUGGUUCAGUCGUUCGCGGAGGCAACGUCGGGGGUGGGUCCCCAGUGCGUGCGCCCCCGCAGUUCGGUGGCGGCUGUAACCCGGUUAGGAUGCGUAAUGCUGCGAGGCGCGUGUUCUGUCCCCUGCCUGACCGUUGUUAUCCCGAGCGUUGUUCACGAUGCAGAGACUAGGAGCCCGCGGUGGCUUGGACUAUACUGAACAGAGGACAAUGAUGCUCAACUUACUCUGUGUGUUCUCGACCCUCACAGCAGGUUUUGCUAAUGGACAAGAUGACAGUUUGGAGAACAGAGCAGCGGCUGCGUAUUCCCGUCCCUCUGCACUGGCGGAGCCGCUGCCCAUCUUUCUGACGGAGCCCAACGACGGCUUCAUAGUGCAGAACAAGCCGGUGACGCUCGAUUGCUCAGCCUCCCCAGCCACACAAAUCUACUUCAAGUGCAAUGGGGAGUGGCUCCACCAGAAGGCCCUUUACACUCAAGAACACCUCAGUGUUAUCACAGGACAGGUAGUGCGAGAGGUCCACACGAAUGUGUCAAGGCAGCAGGUGGAAGAUCCCUAUCGUCUCGAAGAUUUCUGGUGUCAGUGUGUUGCCUGGAGUGCAUCAGGGACAACCAAGAGCAGAAAGGCCUUUGUCAAAGUAGCACAUCUACGAAAGAACUUUGAACAGGAGCCCUUGGGAAAAGAUGUUCCCCUAAAUCAUGAAGUCCUGUUGCACUGCCGACCUCCUGAAGCUAUCCCACCUGCCGAGGUGGAGUGGAUGAAAGACAAGGAACUCAUCGACCCGGAGGAGGACUCAAACUUCUACAUCACGGUGGAUCACAACCUGAUCAUUAAGCAGGCGCGACUGUCGGACAGCGCCAACUACACGUGCGUGGCCAAGAACCUCGUGGCCAAGCGCCGGAGCUCCACCGCCACUGUCACCGUGUACGUGAAUGGGGGGUGGUCCCUGUGGACAGAGUGGUCGCCCUGUAACAGCAAGUGUGGCCGUGGCACCCAGAAGAGAACCAGGAGCUGCACCAACCCAGCCCCUCUCAACGGAGGAGCUGUGUGCAAUGGGCAGGGUACUCAAAAGAUCUCCUGCUCCACCAUUUGUCCAGUGGAUGGCGGCUGGGUGGAGUGGAGCAAGUGGUCGACCUGUGGUCCCGACUGCACCCACUGGAGGAGCCGGGAGUGCUCCAACCCGGCCCCUGUCAACGGAGGCAAGGAUUGCCACGGCUCUCCACUGCAGUCCCAGAACUGCUCCGACGCUCUCUGCAUACAAACUUCAGAGGCUGGAGAUGAGGUCGCCUUGUAUGCCGGUGUGGCUGUAGCCCUCGUGAUAUCUGUCGGGGUGGUGUUGGCUGCGUCCUUUGUUCUGUAUCGACGACGUCGUCAAGAAUAUGGCUCUGACAUCAUCGACUCAGCCUCGGCCCUAACCGGCGGAUUCCGUCCCGUCAAUCAAAAAGCUGGCAGAAACGAUGAUUCUCAUUUACUGAGGACUGCCAUUCAGCCUGACCUCACAGCCUCGGUUGGGACGUUUCCUCAGCCCGUUUAUCCUGUGCACAAUGCCACCCAUAAAAUACAAAUGACUCAGUCUCCAUUACUGGAGCCAUUGCCUGGCCACAAGAUAAAGGUAUGCAGCUCCUCCGUGCUCGCCUCCACUGACAACGAAGGCGAUGAAAGUGUUGGACCAUCACCAAAAAGGUCAGGAUUACAAAAAUGCUCUGCCACGCUGACAGGAUUUGGCACAAUGCAAUCGCCUAGAAGAACGCACCUUCACGUUGACUUAUCCAGCUUGGAGACUCACCAUUCCACGAAGAGUUCGCUGGAAACGCAGGCCCCUGAAGCUGACUCUGGAAGCCUUACCGAUUUCAGUACAAGUACCUCUCCUAAAAGGACCUUGCGUCAAGGAGUAAGCUCCGAAGCACAUUUGAACAGCUUGUCUCGCAUGCAUGGAGCAAGGCAACCCAACAAAAUGAUCCAACAUCACACUUUGGAUUUGGCACCAACAGAAACGUGUCUUGACAAUAACGAGAUGCACCAAGUUGGGUCGGACACGACUGUAUUUGGGACAUUCUGCUGUCUUGGUGGACGGCUGACCAUCGCACACUCUGGAGUGAGUUUGUUAGUACCACCAGGGGCUAUUCCACCAGGCCAGUUCUACCAGAUGUACAUCACCAUCCACAGAGAAAAGGAGAAAAGGCCAGUGCUUGAGAACAGCCAGACCCUGCUGAGCCCCGUGGUAUCAUGCGGGGCCCCCAGCGUCCCCCUCCUCUCCCCCGUCAUCCUCUCCCUCCGCCACUGCGCAGAGCUCAGCCCGGAGGACUGGGCCCUCAGCCUCAAGCGGCAGCUCGCCUCGGGCCCCUGGGAGGAGGUGCUGAGGCUGGGCGAGGAGCCUGCACGGCCGCCGUGCUGCCACUGGCAGCUGGAGGAGCGGGUGUGCCACGUGCUCACAGAGACACCGGGCACGUACGCCGUGCUGGGGGAGGCACUCGGCCCGGCGGCCGUCAAGCGGCUGAGGCUGGCGGCGUUCGCGCCCAGCGUGUGCCCCUCCCUGGAGUACAGCCUGCGCCUCUACUGCCUCAACGACGACACCGAGUCCCUCACGGAGGUAGUGGAGCUGGAGAAGCAGCUGGGAGGCCGUCUGCUGGAGGAACCCACGACUCUGCACUUCAAAGCCAACGCAGGCAACCUGAGGCUCUCGAUCCACGCCAUCCCAGACGUCCUCUGGACUAACAAGCUGCUCAACACGUUCCAGGAGAUCCCCUUCUGGCACGUGUGGCCGGGCUGCCAGCGGCUGCUGCACUGCACCUUCACCCUGGAGAGGGCCGGCCUGAGCAGCACCGAGUUCUCCUGCAAGCUCUGUGUGCAGCAGCUGGAGGGCGAGGGCCAGGUGCUGCAGCUGCGCUCCACCCUGCUCAACGCUCCAAGUGCCACUGAUGAUUCCCCCACGGAGGCUGCCUCUGCUGGCUCGGCCCUCGUGGGUCCCCAGGCUUUCAAGCUGCCCUACUCCAUCCGCCAGAAGCUGUGCAGCAGCCUGGACUCCCCCAACCCCCGCGGCAACGACUGGAGGCUCCUGGCGCACAGGCUGGGGGUCAACAGCUGCCUGGAGUAUUUCGAGAUGAGAGGGAGCCCCACGGGGGUGGUGCUGGACCUGUGGGAGGCCCAGCACGAGGAGGAUGGGGAUCUGGACUCGCUGGCCAGCGUGCUGGAGGAGAUGGGCCGCCGGGAGGCCCCACACCCUGCCCUGGCCCAUGCUUGAACCCUGUGAUGGUCAAGCAGAUGAACUGCAGACCACCUCAAACAGAGGCCUCGACAGCGAUUUAGACAUCUACUGUAAAUUAUCGAUGGUGAGCAUAAAAGCAGCAACUAUGAAGUCCAGAAAGGAUGCAGUUUUUAUUCUGCAUUCAUAUGGCAGGGAGUUGAUCAGCAACUUUAUAAGGUCAUGUCGCGGUUGUUGAGUGAGCCAGUGAAUGUUGCCAGAAAAUAAUUUAAGCGGGCAGUGGCGUUAUUACGUGGGCCAUGGUUUGAGAUCGGUGCACGCAGUCACACUGUGGGCUACUCUGCACUUAAGAGCUUGAAAAAACUAAACUGAAAAUAGUGACGUCUAAAAUCUCUCUCAUCUGUUUUGAUAUAUUUUUGGUUGUGAAGUUUAAAUCUCAUACUGCAAAGAACUGCCACAUAUGUCCUUAAACCUGGAACCAUUUAUCCAUAUAUCUACACUCAGAACUGCUUUUCUGUUUGUUAGGAAUAGUAUUAUACAUUUAAAAAAAAAAAAUUGACUUGGAAUUUAAAAAUAACCCAAAUGUUUCAGUGAUGUACCAGUCUCAAAAAUGGAUUAAAGUUCAUACCGUGACAAUG